This is a messenger RNA of Endocarpon pusillum Z07020, 486 nucleotides long. RefSeq lists its product as uncharacterized. The coding region runs from base 1 to 486 and encodes 161 amino acids. NCBI's taxonomy places the organism in Eukaryota, Fungi, Ascomycota, Eurotiomycetes, Verrucariales, Verrucariaceae. The record is from RefSeq and is a predicted model, not a curated record. The transcript is spliced from 2 exons.
AUGCCGUUCACUGCUACAUCCGUCCUUCUUUCUAUUGCAGCAUUGCUAUUCUAUUGUCUCCAUGUUGAUGCCGCGCCUGGCUACUGCAACGGCGAAUCACUCAAGAGGGGCUGCCAAAGGAUCGGCCUCGACGGGUUUUUCCAGUACACCUUCGCUGCAAGAGUUCCGGUCUAUGCAUCCGGGAGCACAUUCGCAGAAGACUGCAUGAUGAACAACGGGGCCGAAGGGAAAGGCGUGAAGGCUCUCCAGUAUUCCCUGAACAACUGCUAUACCAGCAAGCCGCAGGAUAAGUUGGAAGAAGACGGCAAAUACGGAUCGCUCACCAAAGCGGCGGUCAAGGCUGCGCAGAAGAGGAUCGGUGCUGAUCAAGAUGGAAUUUAUGGGCCUGAAACGAAGUCGAAGAUGUCCUGGUACGGGAAAGGGCUGAGUUAUCCAGAGAAUCGCUGUUUCCUUUAUAAAUACACGUUAGGCGGGUGCCUAAGGUAA